Cavenderia fasciculata is the source of this 1296-nucleotide messenger RNA. RefSeq lists its product as uncharacterized. Bases 1 to 1296 code for a protein of 431 amino acids. The transcript is spliced from 7 exons. The record is from RefSeq and is a predicted model, not a curated record. Lineage: Eukaryota; Evosea; Eumycetozoa; Acytosteliales; Cavenderiaceae.
AUGCAAUUAUCAUUCGAAUAUUUUAAUAUACCAACAAGUUUCUUGUUUCACCAACAACAAAAUAACAAAACAACUAGUCAAAAUGUAACUGCUCCACCACACCAACAACAACAACCAGAACAACAACAAAGAGAACAAUUACCCAAUAGAUGUUGUAAUAGAAAUAAUAAUAAUAAUAAUAAUAAUAAUAAUAAUAAUAAUAAUAAUAAUAAUAACAUUUUUAAUAAUAACAAUAAUAAUAAUUUUUUUUCACAUGAUCUUCAACCUUUAUCAUCAAGUUCAAUUAGAGAAAGAGUGUGUGUCUUUGAUUUGGCUGAUAUAAAUAUAUCACCAUCAAGACGAGUGUUUAAAGAGGUAUAUCAAAGUUGUAAUGCUUACACAUUAAUGCCCAAUUGCGAAUUUAAUGGCAUUGACUUUAGUGGUUUCGAUGGCUCAUAUACCUAUGAUAAUGAGGGAAAUGAAUAUACUUGGAGUGUAUGUAGACCAAACUAUGGAUGUAAUAAACUACUUGGAGGAAAGGAUAUAAAUUCUUGUCAAAAAUCAUCGUAUGGAGCAUAUUAUGAUAUUGGUGAAACUGGUCAAGGUGUGUGGUCAGCAUACAACGAUGGAAUUGCCAUGGUCAAAUACAAGACAUCUGCAUAUAUGUGUGCAAGUUCGGGUGUUACUCGACAAACCCAUAUUUACUUUACAUGUGUUCUUGGUGCUCCCACAAGGAUCGUGUCGGUGAAAGAGUCAGAUGUAUCUUGUAUCUAUGAAAUCCACAUGUCUGGUGACGCUGCAUGUCAUCCACCACGUCAUACCGAUAGUUCUGACAUUGCACCAACCAACUCUACACAUGGUGACGGCGAGGUUAUUUGCUCAUCCAAAGGAAACUCACUCAGUGUGAUUGCAAGCGAGGGACAUACGAUUGAAUGUCACUCUGAAGGACCAACCGACUGCUCUUCACCAGCUGGAACCGUCUGCAGAACCACAAGUCAAGAUGUUGAUAUCACUUGCGUCACUGCUUCUGAAAUUGAAUGUACCUCUAGAAAUAUAUUUUGUUCAUCUCUAUCGAUGCAAUGUUCUCUAGUCAAUGGUGUAUUGGUUUCAUCAAAUCAAAUAAAAGAUCUCCAAAAAUAUGAGGAAGAGAAAGCACAGAUUAAAAAAGCAGUUGGUAUUGUUCUUCUAUUGACCUUAUCCAAUGCCACUAGUAGUUUUUCCUCAGUUGUGGUUGGUGCUUGUUGUAUUCCAAUAUAUUGGCUUGCUCUAGAAUUGGGAUUCUCAAUAAAUAAGACUAUUCAUUCAUAUAUAUUAUAA